Messenger RNA from Coffea arabica (coffee), 1557 nucleotides. RefSeq names its product B3 domain-containing protein At5g57720-like. Gene Ontology annotation, molecular function: DNA binding. NCBI's taxonomy places the organism in Eukaryota, Viridiplantae, Streptophyta, Magnoliopsida, Gentianales, Rubiaceae. The record is from RefSeq and is a predicted model, not a curated record.
UUUUUUUUUCUCUCAAAAGCAAUGCCUUUUAAAUAUUGAGGAAUGAUAAAAUAAUGGAUUUUUGGUAGUUGAUUGGCGGGAGAAGAGAUGGAGGAAAAUUUCUUAGAGAUGGAACAAAAACGCUGUCAAGUAUGUUUUAUUUCAGCCACCAUUUAUGGAGUUAUUUUAGAUAUUUGGGUGGGAUAAAAAGAGUAUGACAUCAUGGGCACAAGGUGGAUGCAUUUUGGCUGUCGUUUUGGUCUUUGAUGACUCUUUUGAAUCCUGGCCGUGAAAUGGUCUGAAAUGGAAAGUUGUCGAAUUGCAAGGCCCUGUAGUGGAUCCUUUAUGAUAAUAAGAAGUUCACUUGCAUCCCUUCUCCAUUCUCCGGUGAAUUAAGAUGGCAAACCCACAAGCAAGAGCCAACCUGGCCACACAAGCUCAGAGCCAGAGGAAUUUGAAGUUUUGCAAGGUCUUUGAUGCUAACAAGUACUUCAACAAACUGCAUAUUCCCUCAGCAUAUGCUUCAUAUAUGCGAGGAAAUUUGCCAGAUAGAGCAGUGCUCAGGGAUUGCGAUGGGAACAUGUGGGCUGUGGAACUUGCUAAAGUUGGAAGUGAGUGGUUUUUCCAAGAGGGCUGGGCCAAGGUGGUUCAAGAUAAUUUGAUUGAACAUCAAGACUUUCUUGUUUUCCUAUUUGAUGGUGAGAAAGUUUUUGAUUUCACAAUCAUUGGAAAUAAUUUAUUGGAAAAGGAGGGAGUUGGUAGUUUGAAGUUUCAGUUGGAGGUGGAAAAAGGAAACGGGAAUGGAGAGAAGGCACAGGAACUCAAUGAUAUGAAUGGAGACAAUCUGAUUGGGGAGAAAGAACAACCACUCAAUGGUGUGAAAAGAGACUUUCAGAAGUCAACAAGUCCUACCAGUGGCUCAAGGAAAUACAGAAGUGAAAAGAAUGGGCAAGAAGGCGCUUCAGCUAGUGAUGGGAUAAACAAGAAGGCCAGACAUGACUUGUAUGGUGCAAGCAUUUUCAGAUCAGGAGAGCAUGCCCUGCCUGAGAAUCCUUAUUUUGUCACAAGGAUUAGGACAAAGAGACAGAAUGCUUUGUUCAUUCCAAUUGAUGUGAUUAAGGAUUUCAGACUUGAUCUUCCCGAAAAUAUGACUCUACGUGACCCACUUGGGAGGACUUGGCCUGCAUAUCUUAGGACUUGGAAGGAUGGCCGAGCAUAUUACUCAGGUGGAUGGGACAACCUUUGCAAGGUUAACUCUAUUGAUGAGGAGGAUGAUUGUGUGUGUGAAUUUGUGCCUGGACGAGGUCCGGAGAAACCUGUGAUGCAGAUCCAGAUUAUCCGGCACAAGAAUGCUCCUGAAACCUGCGACUAAUCGUGUGUGAUGAAUAGAACGUUUAAUAGAAUUUGGUUUAACCAGCCUGAUAUUAAAAACAUUUUCAAUUUGUCGUCUUGAUGUUAUAAACUUUGAGGUGUUCUUUUAUCUGAAUUAGAAGACGUUUUCGAAGUAGCAAGUUUUUUUAUGUACUUGGUAGCAUUUCCCCCGCUGAUUUGCCAUAUAGUAUUCUCAAUUUGUGUCUA